Messenger RNA from Bufo gargarizans (Asiatic toad), 2220 nucleotides. It is a transcript of the gene EHD4, whose product is annotated as EH domain containing 4. The record is from RefSeq and is a predicted model, not a curated record. Gene Ontology annotation, biological process: endosomal transport; clathrin-dependent synaptic vesicle endocytosis. The coding region runs from base 197 to 1816 and encodes 539 amino acids. The transcript is spliced from 6 exons. Lineage: Eukaryota; Metazoa; Chordata; Amphibia; Anura; Bufonidae. Gene Ontology annotation, cellular component: presynaptic membrane; intracellular vesicle; plasma membrane. Gene Ontology annotation, molecular function: protein binding; GTP binding; calcium ion binding.
CACGGCUGGGACCACGGAGGAGACUGGCAGCCGCUCGUUAGCAGGGCGGGGCUGAGAGCGCGCAGGUGACGUGUUGCUGUCAGGAGGGCGGACGCCUCCCUGCUCCGGAUAACAAGGAAGUGUCUUCAGCCCAUGCUGGUGACAGCGCUCAGUGCCGGACACCUGCUGCAGCCCCCGGAGAAGACGAGCCGCGGACAUGUUCAGCUGGCUGGGCAAGGAGGGCGGCUCCGGCCGUUCACCUCAGGAUGUUCUGCAGACGGUGACCGGCGGCCUGCAGUCCCUGUACACCGGGAAGCUGCUGCCUCUGGAGGAGCAUUACCGCUUCCAUGAGUUCCACUCCCCGGCGCUGGAGGAGGCUGACUUCAAGAACCUGCCCAUGGUCCUGCUGGUGGGGCAGUACAGCACUGGCAAGACCACCUUCAUCAGAUACCUGCUAGAACAAGACUUUCCAGGAAUGCGAAUAGGACCCGAGCCCACCACUGAUUCGUUCAUUGCUGUAAUGUAUAGCGACCAGGAGGGAAGUAUACCGGGAAACGCGCUGGUUGUUGAUCCUAAAAAACCUUUCCGAAAAUUAAACAGCUUUGGAAAUGCCUUCUUGAACAGGUUUAUGUGCUCACAACUUCCCAAUCAAGUCCUCAAGAGCAUCAGUAUCAUAGACUCCCCUGGUAUCCUCUCUGGAGAGAAGCAGCGUAUUAGUAGAGGUUAUGACUUCUGCCAGGUCUUGCAGUGGUUUGCAGAACGCGUUGACCGGAUUAUUCUCCUCUUUGAUGCUCACAAACUGGACAUCUCCGAUGAGUUUUCAGAGGCAAUCAAAGCUUUUCGAGGUCAGGAUGACAAAAUCAGAGUGGUGCUUAAUAAAGCCGACCAGGUGGAUACCCAACAGCUGAUGAGAGUCUAUGGCGCCCUGAUGUGGUCCUUGGGAAAGGUGAUUAACACUCCGGAGGUGGUGCGAGUCUACAUAGGCUCAUUCUGGGCUAAGCCUUUGCAGAACACCGAGAACCGUAAAUUGUUUGAAAUGGAAGCUCAAGAUCUAUUCCGAGACAUUCGGGGCCUUCCAAGAAACGCUGCACUCCGCAAACUGAAUGACCUCAUUAAAAGAGCUCGCCUGGCAAAGGUACAUGCCUACAUAAUAAGUCACCUAAAGAAAGAGAUGCCUGCCAUGUUUGGAAAAGAGGCCAAGAAGAAGGAGCUAAUAAGCAAGUUGCCUGAAAUCUUCUUGCAGAUCCAGAGAGAACAUCAGAUUUCACCCGGGGACUUUCCUGAGGUCAAGAAAAUGCAGCAACAACUGGAGAUGUACGACUUUUCUAAAUUCCAUGUUCUGAAGCCUAAACUAAUAGACGGUGUAGACAAUAUGUUGGCCAAUAAAAUCUCUCCUCUUAUGAGUCUGAUUCGAGAGGAGGAAAACAGCAUGCCAACACAAAUGGUCCACGGUGGAGCAUUUGAAGGCACCAUGGAAGGUCCCUUUGGCCAAGGUUACGGAGAAGGAGCAGGAGAAGGCGCCGGCGAAGAAGAAUGGGUGGUCGCCAAGGAUAAACCGCUUUACGAUGAGCUGUUUUAUACAUUGUCUCCGAUCAACGGCAAGAUUUCUGGAGUCAACGCCAAGAAAGAGAUGGUGAACUCGAAGCUGCCAAAUAGCGUUUUAGGGAAAAUCUGGAAACUAGCAGAUUAUGAUAUGGAUGGCAUGCUAGAUGAAGAAGAAUUUGCUUUGGCAAAGCAUCUCAUUAAGAUUAAGCUGGAAGGCUUCGAGUUGCCCAGUGAGCUACCUCCUCACCUCGUGCCGCCAUCUCAGAGGAAGCCUGUCCAGAACUCUGAAUGAAGAGCCUCUUCGCUAGGAUAGGAGGUCUACAUAAUCCUGCAUCUUGUCACAUCCAGAGGACCCAUGCAUAGAAAGACUGCAGGCUAUUUAGGUUUAACACACUUUUAAAACAUAGUCUCGACAUUUUAAAAUGUGCAGAUUUUUUUUUUUUACUUCUAUCUAGACCAUAUGUCCAUAGAAAUAAAUAUACUGUACUAAUACUAAAUUUACAUACUUAAAAUUCCUUUAUCUUUGUUCAGUUCUCCUAUUUCCUAUAUGUUGUAAAUGCAAUAUGAAUGUCGCCAACAUGCACCAGAAUCCUCCAUGAUUGGCAUAAUGGGCAAAGGCUCAGUCAUUGGCAUUGCAUUCAGGUUUACAGGUGGUAAGUGACCAACAUAGAAGGUAUGGAUUAUGGCUGAAGAAGU